UAAAACCUCGAGGAGAAGAGAGAAUAGAUGGCUCUCCAACUCUUCACAAAAUUCUCGCCUUUCUCUCUCUCUCUCUCCUCCAACUUUCUCUCUCCUCCCCUACGCCGCUAUCCAGUCCCUAUUCACGGCUUUAAAAUACCCACUUCUUCUCCAUUACCUUCACUUUCCUGUCAUAGACCCACCAAGAAGAAAGGUCAAUUUCCUGCAAUUUUUACGGGGAAUUCAGCUUCUGCUUACUCUCUCUCUAGAAAAUUCGGAGUGGCCAUGGCUUCUCCUGGUUCAGUGCAGAAGUCUGAGGAGGAGUGGAGAGCCAUUCUCUCCCCUGAACAGUUCAGAAUUCUCAGGCAAAAAGGAACUGAGUUCCCAAACACGGGGGAGUAUAACAAGUUAUUUGAAGAAGGAAUCUACAAAUGUGGUGGUUGUGGGACUCCACUUUACAAAUCCUCCACCAAAUUUGAUUCUGGUUGUGGGUGGCCAGCUUUUUUCGAGGGUCUACCAGGAGCUAUAGCUCGUCAUCCUGAUCCAGAUGGAAGGAGGAUUGAGAUAACGUGUGCAGCUUGUGGUGGACACCUCGGCCAUGUCUUCAAGGGCGAGGGCUUCCCCACACCUACCGAUGAGCGACAUUGUGUCAAUAGCAUUUCAAUUAAGUUCACUCCAGCAAACUAAACUUUCUCUUACUGUUUGUAUUUCUUGUCUUCUGUUUUUUUUAUUCUCUCGGUAAUGCUUCAAGAAACUGGUAGAAGUUAAGUGCCUAAUAUGUAUCUCUGAAUGAUAUCUAUGAUAUGAUGUGAAGUUGUCCACUUAUUUAA
Messenger RNA from Amborella trichopoda, 809 nucleotides. Its product is annotated as peptide methionine sulfoxide reductase B5. Lineage: Eukaryota; Viridiplantae; Streptophyta; Magnoliopsida; Amborellales; Amborellaceae. Gene Ontology annotation, molecular function: peptide-methionine (R)-S-oxide reductase activity. Gene Ontology annotation, biological process: protein repair; response to oxidative stress. The record is from RefSeq and is a predicted model, not a curated record.